CUGGCAGGCGGUGUAUGGUUGGUUGGUUUGUGGUUGUGUUGGAAGUCUCGCUCGCUUAUCAAUAUCACACACAACGAACGCUUUAAUGCUAAGAGAUGGGAAUCUUGCAGUCAUGGUUCCACGACGAACUGCUGUAGCGCUGCUCGCCCUGUGUGGAUUAAUAGCGGUCGGCGAUGCUCUUAAGUGUAAUUGCACUGCCUGUGAGAGCAGUGGUUAUGUGUGCGAGACUGAUGGGGCCUGCAUGGCCUCUACGUCCUACAUCAAAGGUCAGGAGGAGCAGCAAGUUCGGAUCUGCAUCCCCCAUGUCAGCCUGGUACCACCCGGACAGCCCAUCUACUGCUUGAGCGCCAAAGGCCUGCUCAACACGCACUGCUGUUAUACGGACUUCUGCAACAGUAUCAACCUCCAGAUUCCCAGCGGUAGGAGUACAGGCCAAAUACACUACCGUUCAAAAGUUUCGGGGAUUCCUGAAGGUAAAGGGGACAGUUGGGGUCCUGUAGAGCUGGUGGCAGUGAUAGCAGGCCCGGUCUUCCUCUUUUGCUUGCUGCUUAUCGUGGGAGUGCUCGUUUUCCAGCACCACCAGCGCAACUAUAACCAUCGGCAGCGACUCGACGUUGAGGAUCCGUCCUGUGAUCAUCUGUACUUGGCCAAAGACAAGACCUUACAGGAUCUCAUCUUCGAUCUGUCCACCUCCGGUUCAGGAUCUGGCCUGCCCUUGUUUGUUCAGCGAACGGUGGCCAGGACAAUUGUACUGCAGGAGAUCAUAGGUAAAGGUCGCUUUGGGGAGGUAUGGAGGGGGAGAUGGAGAGGAGGGGAUGUGGCUGUGAAGAUCUUCUCAUCCAGAGAGGAACGCUCCUGGUUCCGUGAGGCUGAGAUUUACCAGACCAUCAUGCUCCGUCAUGAGAACAUCUUGGGCUUCAUUGCUGCUGAUAAUAAAGACAAUGGCACAUGGACACAGCUGUGGCUGGUGUCAGACUAUCAUGAACAUGGCUCAUUAUUUGACUAUCUCAACCACUACUCCGUCACAAUCGAGGGGAUGAUUAAGUUAGCACUGUCAGCGGCCAGCGGCCUGGCACAUCUGCACAUGGAGAUCCUGGGAACACAGGGGAAACCAGGCAUUGCACAUCGUGACCUCAAAUCUAAAAACAUCCUGGUGAAAAAGAAUGGUACUUGUGCCAUAGCAGAUCUGGGGCUCGCUGUACGGCACGAGUCCAUCACUGAUACUAUAGACAUCGCACCUAAUCAGAGGGUCGGCACCAAAAGAUAUAUGGCCCCAGAGGUACUAGAUGAAACGAUCAACAUGAAGCAUUUUGAUUCUUUCAAGUGUGCUGAUAUCUACGCUUUGGGACUGGUAUACUGGGAGAUUGCACGACGGUGUAAUGCUGGAGGCAUCCAUGAAGAUUACCAGCUUCCCUACUAUGAUCUGGUGCCCUCCGACCCCUCCAUAGAAGAGAUGAGGAAGGUGGUGUGUGAUCAGAGACUACGGCCCAAUGUGCCCAACUGGUGGCAGAGCUAUGAGGCGCUGAGAGUGAUGGGGAAGAUCAUGCGGGAAUGUUGGUAUGCCAACGGGGCGGCACGGCUUACGGCUCUGCGGAUUAAGAAGACUCUCUCGCAACUCAGCGUCCAAGAAGACGUUAAGAUCUGAAACGCGCGGGAUGCUGCAGAUCCCUGUAGAGACGCACAAGCGAAAUAAAGACUUAAGCCAAAAGCAGCCUGCCAGUUUUAGCCCUUUUUUGAACCUUCUAAAGUUGUGACGAGGCCUACCUCACCAUUUUAGACGAAACUACUGAGGUUGAGUCCAUCCCAGCCCUUUUCCAUUUCUCCUAGAUCAAAGUUCCCAAUCGUGGAUGAGCCUCCAACCGCUGAUAUCAGCACAACUUCCCUCCAUGGACCUAUUGUUGUUGAGUUCUUUGUUUUUUGUUUGUUUUUUUGCAGGAAUGACAAUUGAACUGACAGGCAUUUUGAUUUUAUCGUUGUUUUUAUUUCACCACUUUCGUCCAAAAUGGACUUUGCCGUGUGGCUUUUUAAAAGAAUGUUUAGAUUUCAUUUUUGUGCAUCUUCAUUCACUAAUACACCUGUCGUAUUCCAGCGUCAAUCUACGAUUAUAUAUAACGUAGUGCUCUACUGCUGUUGUGAGAAUGUGAAAAAAAAUGUGGAUAACACUGUCUCCUAGCAAUUCAUGUACAAAGCUAAGUGUAGCAAAGCGAAGAAGUGCAGAUUAUUUACUCCAGUAAAAAUCAGCCUGCUAAUUUAUUUUUCUUCAGGAUGCGUUUGUUAAAAACUCACUCCAUCAAUGUGGUUUCAGAUUCGAAUGCUUUUAAAUGUUCACAGGGAUUGUGUGUGUGUGUGCACAUGUUUUAUUUAAUUGCUUUCAGGUUCUUAAAAUCCGUGUUGUGAUUGCUGAAUGCAUUGUGGGGAUGAUUGCUCAAGUUUAGUCCUAUUAUCCGAUGGCAUCCUGAGAAAGUAAGAACGUUUUUUUUUGUCAUAACAAAAGUCACUACCACUUGUAUGCUUUUUUUUAAAAAUCAACUCAUUUUAAGGGGAACAUUUAGUAUGUUCUAUUCACAUUAUUCUGGGAUGUCGGCAUGUUAAACUGCACUGUUGUUAUUUGUUUGCAGCCAGAGUCCUUUUAGGGAUGUAGUAGUUAGUACCACUUCAGAAAACACACAUGUACUGAAGUACUGAAGUAAAAUAAUGCAUCUCUCUAUUUGCCUGCAUUACAGCAUUUAUAUUGCUCUGCUUUGCCUUGCAUUGAAGAGUUGUCAUUCAGUUUAAUUUAAAAGUACUACUGAACAUUUCUUCCUCAUCUUUACAUAUAGGGUUUGCCAAGACUAACCACCAAAUGCUGGGCACGGCGACAUGAUCCCUAGAAUGCUAGCUGCACUAUUCCCUCCAUCCUUUAUUAACUUUACUUGCACCAAUGUCUUGAUCACAGUCAGAAAUCUGCAGAUGUUCUGAACGGUUAACUGGAAUCUGGGAUAUGUGUAACAGUAGGUGCGAAACAUGACUAGAUUAUGGCAUUAAUGCCAAAUGCUUGUUGAAGGGCUGGAGGAGAACAAGGGUCCUGUAUUAUGUGUAACAAAUCAAUUGCAGACUCUAUUACAGUCCAUUUCUGAUUGACCUGUGCAUUUUAUACUGUCGAGGUCAUAUCUUAUGAAUCUGCUCUGCGUAGCUGGAAUAUGUCUGAUGACCGCAGCAUGAUUCAGUCGAGUUGUGACGUUAAGAAUGGCUUAAAUAACUAAAUAUGACUGAAUUGUUAUAUCAUGGUGCUCUACAUCAUACACUGGGAAUUAUGUGCUUAGAAAUGUAUAGGCUAAUUGUUCCACUAUUUAUAUUGUGCUUGCUUUUUUCCCUUACAACUCGGAUUUUGCAGAUGUUUGUAAAACAUGUACUUUAACUUUUGCUGAAGACUUAAGGAAUGACACUUGAUUCAGACGGUAGUUAUGCUUUCAAUCCAAUGCAUACGAGUUUUUGAUCCUAAGGUUCCAUGUGUAUUUUAAACACAUUGAAAACAAAUCCACUUGUGGGUCUGUUAAUAUAAUGUACAUAAAUGGUAUACAGUAAUAAAUGCUUUUUCUUA
Messenger RNA from Sinocyclocheilus rhinocerous, 3580 nucleotides. RefSeq names its product activin receptor type-1B-like. The coding region runs from base 86 to 1645 and encodes 519 amino acids. Gene Ontology annotation, molecular function: ATP binding; transmembrane receptor protein serine/threonine kinase activity. The record is from RefSeq and is a predicted model, not a curated record. Gene Ontology annotation, biological process: cell surface receptor protein serine/threonine kinase signaling pathway; protein phosphorylation; cellular response to growth factor stimulus. The transcript has 9 exons. Lineage: Eukaryota; Metazoa; Chordata; Actinopteri; Cypriniformes; Cyprinidae. Gene Ontology annotation, cellular component: plasma membrane; signaling receptor complex.